AUGGCUCCUCCAUUUUACGCCGAACAUGUCGGGUCUUUGAUGCGACCUGCGGAGCUGCUUGCAGCUCGGUCUGCAGCAGGUCUAACAAAUACCUACUCCCAACUCACAAGGGAGGUCCAAGAGGCAACAGAAGCUGCCAUUGCGGGGGUGGUUGUAAAACAACUCGAGCUUGGAAUUCGCCCCAUAACCUCUGGCGAAUAUGAGCGCGACAAAUUCUAUUCUGGAUUUUUCGAGACUCUAGAAGGAAUGAAGAUCGUAGAAGCCAUUCCAAUCCCAGAAGGCUACCGAACCAACUUCCCAACACUGAAAACAUUAAAAUCUUUAAGAGUCACCACCCGGGAUGGAAUUGUUGCGGUCGGACAUAUUCGCCAUACAAAGUGUGCUUAUAUGUCGGAAUGGGAAUCUUUGCGUCGUUUAUUGCCUCAAGAUCAGUGGAGCGAAUGCAAAUUGACGAUGCCGCCCGUCACCCAUAAUCACAUGCAGUUGGCAAAGGGCACCGCGUAUUCCCCAUCAGCGUACACCUCCGACCGAGAUUAUUUCCAAGACCUUGCCGAGGCAUAUCAAAAAGAGUUCCAAGAGCUCUACGAUGCUGGCCUACGAUCAAUCCAAAUCGAUGACCCAUGUUUGCUGUUCUUUGUGACCGAUGAAUUUCGCGAGGGUUGCGUGGCAGAUGGUAUUGACCCGGAUAAAAUGCUUGACGACUACAUCUGGGCUCAUAAUCAGUGUCUUGCUGGAAAGCCAAAGGACUUGCAUGUUGGAUUGCAUCUCUGUCGAGGAAAUAUGGCCGGCUCAACUCAUAUCAUGAGUGGGUCUUAUGAGCGCAUCGCGAAGAAAAUGUUUACCGAGUUGGAUUACAACACCUACUACCUGGAGUAUGAUAAUGAUCGAUCUGGGGACUUUGAACCGCUGCGUCACUUGCCUGUUGGUAAAAAUGUUGUCUUGGGUGUGGUUUCUAGCAAAUCUCCGGAUCUUGAGGAUCUAGAUGAGCUAGUUCAACGAGUCCACUCUGCAGCAGAGGUGAUUGCCCGUGGGCAAGGCAGGGGUGUGGAGGAGGUGAUUAAAACUUCGCUUGGAGUCAGUCCUCAGUGUGGAUUUGCCAGCAUGAGUCUUGGAGGUGGACGUGGCAUGACUAUGGAAAUCAUGUGGGAGAAACUGCUGUUAGUUCAACAACUAGCCGAGAGAGUCUGGAGUUGA
This is a messenger RNA of Penicillium malachiteum, 1194 nucleotides long. Its product is annotated as cobalamin-independent methionine synthase II family protein. The transcript has 3 exons. The record is from RefSeq and is a predicted model, not a curated record. Gene Ontology annotation, molecular function: 5-methyltetrahydropteroyltriglutamate-homocysteine S-methyltransferase activity; zinc ion binding. Lineage: Eukaryota; Fungi; Ascomycota; Eurotiomycetes; Eurotiales; Aspergillaceae. Bases 1 to 1194 code for a protein of 397 amino acids.